Zea mays is the source of this 1801-nucleotide messenger RNA. RefSeq names its product rf1 protein. Bases 175 to 1545 code for a protein of 456 amino acids. Lineage: Eukaryota; Viridiplantae; Streptophyta; Magnoliopsida; Poales; Poaceae. Gene Ontology annotation, molecular function: protein binding. The record is from RefSeq and is marked validated. The transcript has a single exon.
CAGAACUUGGACAGCAUCACGUCGCUGGAUCAGAGUGCCAUUUCUGUUCUCAGAAGGUUUCUUUGUGCCUCAGACGACCCAUCAUCCUCCGCAUAACUCCAUCGACGUCGAUGGCCUGCAUGUACAUCAACGGUCACUGCCUUGUCCAGUAAGUAACACGUACGAGACGCCGCCAUGGCGGGCAACAAGUUCUCGUCGUACCACCUCGCCGCGGCCCUCCGCCGCGAGCCGGACCCCGCCGCCGCGCUCCGCCUCUUCCUCAACCCUCCCGCAUCCGCCACCCCGUUCCGCUAUUCCCUCCGCUGCUACGACCUCAUCAUCUCCAGGCUCGCCGCCGCGCGCCUCUUCCCGGCCAUGGAGUCCAUCCUCUCGCGCCUGGCCUCCUCCUCGGGUCCCCGGCCCCGCGAGCAGCUCCUCUGCCGCGUCGUCUCCGCCUACGGCCGCGCCCGCCUCCCCGCCGCCGCGCGCCGCGCCUUCGCGCACCCGGCCUUCCCUGGGCCCCGCACCGCCAGGGCUCUCAACGCCCUCCUCCACGCCCUGCUCGCCUGCCGCGCUCCCCUCCGCGACCUCCUCGCCGUCUGCCGUGACGCUGGGACCCCGCCGGACGCGUGCACCUAUAACAUUCUCAUGCGGGCAGCGGCUGCGUCCGGCUCCCUUGCCCACGCGCGCCACAUGUUCGACGAAAUGCUGCGACGGGGCAUCGCGCCGACUGUAGUCACUUUCGGCACCCUCGUCGCCGCGCUGUGCGCUGCUGGCCAGCUGGAAGGCGCGUUCGAGGUGAAGGAAGUGAUGGUCCGGCAGUACCACGUGUUGCCGAACGUGUAUGUGUAUACAAGUCUGAUCAAGGGGCUCUGUGAGAAAGGGGAUGUGGAUGCUGCGGUGGCGCUCAAGGAAGAGAUGGCAGGGAAGGCAGAUCUUGUGCUGGAUUCUGCUGUGUAUGCGACGCUUGUACGGGCGUUGUUCCAGGUAGGGCGAAAAGGUGCGGUAGUUGGAUUGCUGGAGGAGAUGAAGGGGAGUGGGGUUGUGGCUGAUACGGUGGUGUACAAUGCCAUGCUCGCAGGCUUUUGUGAGGAUGAGAAGGAUCUUGCUGCUGCGUUCGCUGUGCUUGACGAUAUGCAGAAGAAUGGGUGCAAGGCGGAUGCGGUGAGCUAUAAUACAUUAGUUGCAGGGUUGUGCAAGCUGGGCCGGUGGCGGGAUGCACAUGAAUUGGUUGAGGAUAUGCCAAGGCAGGGGUGCCAUCCAGAUGUGGUGACCUACAGAAUGCUCUUUGAUGGGAUGUGUGCUGCUGAGGAGUUUCUUGAAGCAAACCAGGUUUUGGAUGAGAUGGUUUUCAAGGGUUUUGCGCCAAGCAACGAUGGUGCACAGAAGUUUGUCCAGGGGAUUGAGAAGGAAGGAGAUGUGGUAUUGCUAGAGUCAGUGUUGUGCCGACUAGCGAAGGUGAAUGCUUUGGUGCCAAGUGGAUGGGAAAAAGCUGUAAGUGGUGCGCUGAAUGAUCCCACAGAGUUGAGGCUAGAGAAGCAGCUUGACUCUUUAAGAAUUGCUUGAUUAGACACCAUAGUGGAUUUGAUCAAUACAGUUUGAGUAGCAAAAAAAUGGCAAGCAUGAUUUUUAAAGAAAUCAAUUUGUUCAUCUGUUAUACAAGGCUGCCUUGCAGGAGUCUUACCCAAUUCAGGUUAGUUUCUUGCAGGUAGUAUUAUUAAAGUCAGAGAAAGAUUAAAAUGGAAUCUAAGGUGUGCAACUUAUUCAAGUGAAGUUAAUUUGCCAUAAGAUUGGAAUAUAAGAUGGAUCUAUGGCAAAAAAG